Molecule: messenger RNA, 2143 nt
Organism: Eurytemora carolleeae
Lineage: Eukaryota; Metazoa; Arthropoda; Copepoda; Calanoida; Temoridae
Source: RefSeq, a predicted model, not a curated record
GGAAAAUUGUCAGUGUUAAGCAAUCCACCUCCAACUUCGGAGCUUGAGCACGCCCUGUCCUCCCCCGGGACUAACUCUCCGGGUUCUGAUAUGCCCACCUACCCUGAUCUACCUGACUCUGUGGCAAGAGAUAGGAAGAAUGGAACAUUUAGUAAAGAGAAGCCAGGCCUAGUGCAGCUUGAGCACAGUACAAUACAGACCGGUAAACCCUGUGAUAUUGAGAAGAUAACAAUCCCUGGUAAACAAAAGAAAUGUUCUUGUUGUCUUAUCCUUUAAUUAAAUAUGCAUAUGUAUAUUUAUUAUAAAUUGCAUAUUUAAGUCUAAAACUAAAGAAUGGAAAUGAAUGUACAUCAUCUCAGAUUUGGAAGAAAACUGAAUGUCAAAUUUUCUUUUCAUAACAAGACAGCAAAUUUUCUGUAUUCGUUAUUUAGUUUUAGACUAAGAUUAUUACAAAUAUUUAGUCUCUGUUUUGAAUUUUUAAAGUUAACUUCUUUUGACUUUCUUAAUUCUCGACUUGUCUUAAAAUUCCUUUUUUGUCAUUACCGUAACCUUGUAAUGAAUCUCCUAUUUUAAUCCCAUUUUUGUAAAUUCUCGCUUAUUUUUUUUCUGUUUUCUUUCUUAGUUUUAUUUGUUAAUCUUUAAUGUUUCCGAUACCUUACUUUGAAAAUAUAUUUUUAAUUAUUUCUUUUUACUUCUCAUAUUUAUGGGCUUCAUGCACAAUCUCCAUUUUAUGGGUUUAACUGAUCCUUGUGUAUUAUAAACUAGUGCCUUUUUAUUUACAUAAGACCAAAUUUUCAAUCUACGGAUAAAUUAUCUGUAGUUUAGCGUCUAUGCAUUUGUGAACAUCGUAGAUUUUGUAAAAGCUAUUAUUAUAUUAACUAACAUAAUCUGAUGUACAUAAACCUAUUAUUGAAUCUUCUAUCGAUGUGUUGUCUGUGUAAAACUGUUUAACAAUUUAGUACAUAAACUGUAUACAAUUCAUAACACUUCAUAUCACAUAUUAGAUUCUAGCAAUGUAUGUAGUCAAAUCAUUAAAAAUUAAGAAAGAUUUCAAAUAUUUUCCAGACUUUGGUAGCAUUCGAGGUUUAUCUUUUCAUUCAUUUUUUAUUUAUUUCAUACUCUGCACUUAGGUUCUAAUAGUUGAGAUUUUUUAUCAAAACUGGAACUAUUUUACUACUCUGCACUUAGGUUCUAAUAGUUGAGGUUUUUAUCAAAACUGGAACUAUUUUACCACUCUGCACUUAGGUUCUAAUAGUUGAGGUUUUUAUCAAAACUGGAACUAUUUUUGUUUUUUGUCUCAAAACUUUAUUUAAACACUAUAAUCCAUCAAAUUUUAGAUCAAAAUUAAUAUGAAGUUGAUCAAAUGCUUGAAAUAUCUACACCUAAAUAACUAAAAACAAAAUCUAUAUACAAUCAUGUUUUCAAGCUUUACAAUGGUGGAUAGUUUAUUUUUGUCAUAUUUGUGUUCUCUGUCAUAAAAACAAACCUAUCUAGUCUUGCCAAAAUAUUACAAAAAUUGUUUUGCAAAUGAAGAAAUAUCCCCUUUAACCCUAUUUUCACUUAAAGAGAUACAACUAGUUUAUUAACAUUUAUUCUGUUGAUUAAUUUUAUUUAUUAGAAUUCUCAAAAAAGUAAAUUUUUUCAAUUCGUUUUAAGAAAGUCCUUUCUAUAACAUUAUUAGUUUCCUUUCUAUAAUUUUAUUCCGGAGUUAAAUCAAUUUUUAUCUUUUUUAAUUAUAAAUUUGUGAAUUAAUAUCAAAAUAUAAAUGUUUAUUAAUACUUUAUAUGUCGAUGAUAUUGUAAUGUGUAUUUACGCCUUUUUUCCGAGAUUUUACAAUUGUAUGUCAUUGGUCAAUGGUCAAGUACAUUAUAUAAGAAUGUACAUUGUACAAUUUACAUGAAUUUACAGUAAGUACAUAAUUCAUGUACACCGAGGAACGGUACCAACAUCACUUUUUUCUAAAACACAACGCAGACAUUCUAUUAAAUGUAUGCUGAUGUUCUGUGUUUUAUAUACAGUAUUGUUUGUUCAUUAUACAAUCUACAAAAGUUAAUGAUGCAACAUUUUCUGAAACAUUUGUCAUUUUUGUCUUUCUAUUAUUCUUGUACUUAGUCGAAUUUUUAAAAAUAAAUUUUUCAAUAUU